Aspergillus terreus NIH2624 is the source of this 2331-nucleotide messenger RNA. RefSeq names its product putative cAMP-dependent protein kinase pathway protein (Som1) (gene somA). Gene Ontology annotation, cellular component: nucleus. The transcript is spliced from 5 exons. Gene Ontology annotation, molecular function: protein binding. The record is from RefSeq and is a predicted model, not a curated record. Lineage: Eukaryota; Fungi; Ascomycota; Eurotiomycetes; Eurotiales; Aspergillaceae. The coding region runs from base 1 to 2331 and encodes 776 amino acids.
AUGAACCAGAUGAAUGUCGCUGGCAUGAACCCCGGGGCCGGGGGCCCCGUGGGUGCGGUUCCCAUGAUCAAUAACGGUUCGACGGCUCCUCGUAACGACAGCAACGUGAACAAUCUCCCCGAUGGGAUGAUCAACUACCUCAACACCUACAUCUAUGACUAUUUCUUGAAGCGCGGCUACCACGAUUCUGCCCGUGCUCUGAUCAAGGACGAGUCGAUCAAAAUAAGCACGGAACCUCCCAUCAAGACGAGCCCGGGGCAUCGUCGCGACGGAGAUAUGAACGGGGUUGACGGAGAUGCGAUGAUGACGGAUGGUAAGGAUGGCGAGCCAGUGAAGAUCCCGGAUGAUCUCCCACGCCCAAGCCUUCCGAGUGAAAGUCCGCAAUCAUCUUUCCUCCUCGAUUGGUUCAGCCUUUUCUGGGAGUUCUUCUGGGCGCAGCGCAGAAAGGGAAAUAACAAUGACGUGAAGCAAUAUCUUCAGCAUACUCAGAAUAUGAUGCGCCUCCGAGAACAACAGCACAGUCAACUCUUACGACAGCCACCCAUGAUGCCAGCGCAAAUGCGGCAGCUUAACAUGAGAGGAAAUGCAAUGGUUCCUCCCAACCUUCAGAAGAGUGUGCUGCAGAACAAUACCUCUGGCCUCUCUCAACAACAAAUCGCCCAACUCCAGAAGAACCAACAGUUGCACAUGAUGCAGAUGCAAAGAGAUCAGUCCGAGAUGGACAUGAAUGGUCACCGUCCCCAGUCCCCUGCGUCUGCCGAGAACGCCCCUUCCCCAUCCAAGCGGCCCCGUCUGGAAGGCGGACCGAUGAACGGACAACAGUUAGCGCCUAACGGACGUGGUCAAGCACAGGGAAUGCCCGGUCAACCGAAUCCGCAGGCCCUUUUUAUGCAGAAUGGGGGUCUCAACCCACGAGGAAUGAACCCGGCCCAACUUCAGGCUUUCCAGCAGGGCCCGGGCGCGCAGCAGAAAUCAAUCCAGGUAUAUGCUCAAAAUUUAGCUCUUCACCACUCUCGCUCAGCAAUGAAUAACCAGGGCAUGCCGAAUGGCAUUAUGAAUCCCGGUGUGAUGCCAAACCAGACGGAUCUGAUGCCCAUGCCAGAAGGUCAGGGUAUGUACCCGAUGAACGGUGACUACUAUGGCGCGAAUGGUCAAAUGGCCCAGGUUCGGGCUGGGAUGCAGACGCCUGGCAAUCAGGGAAACCAUGCUCUUCAGGAUUAUCAGAUGCAGCUUAUGUUGCUGGAACAGCAGAAUAAGCGACGUUUGAUGAUGGCUCGCCAAGAGCAGGAUAGCAUGGCUCGUCCUGACGGCCAGCCCCCAAUGCCUGGGCAGCAGCAGUUGCCGCCAGGCACCUCUCCCCAAGGCAGCAGGGCGGGCGCCUCUCCGAACCCCAACGAUCAGAUGAAAAGGGGUACACCGAAGAUGCCGCAGACCGGUCUUCCAGGCUCUCCGAAUCCUGGCGAUGUCGCUCAAGGUCGUGGAUCUCCGGCUUCCAUGAAUUUCAACAGCGCCCAGAUGCCACCCGACAUGACGAACCCAUUCUUCGCCGCUCCGAACGGUAUGCGACCCCCGAGCUCGAACCCGGCAUUUACCACCGGUCCGCCGAUGGGCCAGCAAAUUCCUGCAGGUGCCCAGAUGCCGAAUCGCGCUUGGCAGCCGCAGCAGGGCGCUCAGGGCCAACCUAUGCCCCCACAGCAGUCCCCUGCGGCGCAGCCGGCCACGGGAACUCCCCAGGAACGCAACCAAAUGCCGCCGCCCCAGGCUCCUCCCGCUGCUGGGCCUAAUUCCGGACGCACGCAGCCGCCGUCUCCUCAGACCGGAGCCGCUGCCCCUCCCACACCCCAGCAAUCCAACAAGGCCGCACCCAAGGGGAAGAAAGACACGAAGGACACUAAUCGGAAGCGGCCGAAGAAGGCAGCUGGCCCUGCAGCGGCUGCAGCUGCCUCGAAUACUGCCGCGACCCCCUCGUCCGAGGCUGAGCAUGCGACGACGCCAUCGACGCCGAUCACGCCUCAGCAUCCGAACUCGUUCAACAAGCCGGGGCCCAAUACCACGACGAGUGCGCCCCAGCAACCCACAUCGGCGCCUGCCGCACCGACGCUGGUGCAGCCGCCGCCACCCGACCAGAACCAGCCGUUCAAUGACCUUAGCAUGCCAGACGCGUCUGCUUUCAACCUGGACUUCAGCGCCCUGGAGAAUCCGGACAUUCUGGAGAACUUCGACUUCGAUACCUUUCUCAACACUGACGCGGAUACGGCGGGGUUUGGGUUUGAUCCCAACAUGCCAUAUCCUGGGGACGGCGUUGAGACUGGUGCCGGAGAAGGUCUGUGA